Symbiodinium sp. CCMP2456 is the source of this 573-nucleotide messenger RNA. The record is from the annotation of a GenBank genome assembly. NCBI's taxonomy places the organism in Eukaryota, Dinophyceae, Suessiales, Symbiodiniaceae.
AUGCUGGGCCAUGGACUUGCUUCUCGCCUUGCUGCUUCGUUAGUGAUCCUUCUUCAAUCGAGGGGCGCCGGGGCAGAUGGAACGACGUCAUUGACAACGACUUCGACCACUGUGUUUUCCGUGGAUUCCAGCGUGGCGGCCAUACUUCGCUUGUACAGCUCAGACGACUGCGAAGGCGACCCACAUACGGAGAUCAACCUUAGAAAUACCAGCGAGAACCACUGUCACGGCUGCCUGGACCGCUGCUCGUCGGCAAGUUCUGGCUUUCGCUCCAUGAGGCUUGAGGGCGGUCCCGGCGAUGCAGCUGCGGUGGCAUGGAACUGCGUUGGCAGUAUCAACAGCUACGAUUCUGCUGGAUUCGCGCGGGGAGGGUUGGUACAAGCAAAUGCGGGCUGUCACUUCUCGGGAGGCGGGGGAGCUGUGGUGCUAUGCUCAGCCGACUUGGCAAAUGACAACUAUCUCCAGGAGCUGUCGGCUACUUGCGCGGGCGACGCAGCAAGUAUCUCGGCAAGCGCACUCACCUUCAGAUCAUGCUGGCUCCCCAUGCUGGUCGUGACAGCAAGGCUGCUGUGA